Messenger RNA from Caenorhabditis bovis, 693 nucleotides. NCBI's taxonomy places the organism in Eukaryota, Metazoa, Nematoda, Chromadorea, Rhabditida, Rhabditidae. The record is from the annotation of a GenBank genome assembly.
AUGCAACACUUAACAACAUCAUCAUCGGAUGCCGAUUUUCAUAAUUCGCUUAUAAGACCAAACAUCGGCGAGCUCAUCGGCAGUUUCCUUUUUGCAUUUCUAGGCUGCUUCGCCGGACAACAUCCACACAUUAAAGAGUUCACUUAUCCAAUAUUCACCGCCUUAUCCCUAUACAUUUCAAGAGCCCUAGUUCUUCACGCAACACCCGCCUACUUCAAUCCAGCGGUCACAAUUGUGCAAUGCGUUCGACGCGAGAUUCCAAUUGCUCUCGCGAUCUCCUUCAUCGUCGUCCAACUUUUCGCAUUUUUCGCCGCGAUCACAAUUUUCAGAUGUCUUACAGAUCAAUCUGUCGUCAAUGAUAAUUUAAUAUUAUACGAUUUAGUCGAAGAUAUGGGCAUUCGACGAGUUUCGAGAUUACAGGCAUUCUUAAUCGAAAUGGCCCUUUCAAUUGUGUUCUAUUCAUCAUUUCGCCUCAAAAAGAAUAAGGAAGCAAUUAUCGCACUUUCAUGGGGAUUAAUACAAUACAUUUCCUUUCCAUUAUAUGGAUUUUCUUCAAAUAUUUCCCUACUCUUCGCCUCCUCAAUCAUUUCGCUUAUAUUUUCUCCAACAACGACGCCAUCAGUGAUUCUUCUAUAUCUAAACGUCUUCAAUGCUCUUGUCUCAGUAGUACUCACAGUUUCAAUUGAUGUGUAA